Juglans regia (Persian walnut) is the source of this 2295-nucleotide messenger RNA. Its product is annotated as UDP-glycosyltransferase 74E1-like. The record is from RefSeq and is a predicted model, not a curated record. NCBI's taxonomy places the organism in Eukaryota, Viridiplantae, Streptophyta, Magnoliopsida, Fagales, Juglandaceae. Bases 57 to 1430 code for a protein of 457 amino acids. Gene Ontology annotation, molecular function: UDP-glycosyltransferase activity. The transcript has 2 exons.
UCGAUCCAAGAUUCCUACAUAUAAUUAUUGCAAACCCUCAAAUUUUGUGUCCAAAAAUGGAGGAGGAGUCGAGUGCCUGUAGAGCUCAUUGUUUAAUCUUAGCCUAUCCAACUCAAGGACACAUUAAUCCUAUGGUGGAAUUCUCCAAGCGUUUGAAGCACAGAGGAGUAGAAGUUACACUGGUUACCACCUACUUCAUCUCCAAGGACAUACAAAAAGAAGUAAGCUCCAUUGCGCUCGAGACCAUCUCCGAUGGCUAUGACGAAGGAGGGAUAGCGCGAGCCGAGAACGUCCAGGUUUAUUUGGAGCGCUUUUCGCAAGUCGGUUCGCAAACCCUGACCGAGCUCCUCGAGAAACUUUCUAUCUCAGGCUGCCCGGUUGACUGUAUCGUUUAUGAUGCUUUCUUGCCUUGGGCUCUAGACGUAGCCAAAAAAUUUGGGUUAUUCGGGGCUGCGUUUUUCACUCAAUCUUGUGCCGUUGAUAUUACAUACUACCAUGUUCACAAAGGAGAGCUGAAACUCCCUCUUUCAGAGCCAGAAAUUUUGCAGCUUCCUGGUUUGCCACCUCUUGAACCUCAGGACCUGCCGUCCUUCAUUUAUAAAUUAGGAUCGUACCCAGGUUGCUUGGAGAUGUUUGUGGGGCAAUUUUCAAAUGUUGAGAAAGCUGACUCGAUCCUUUGCAACACCAUUUAUGAGCUGGAGCAAGAGGCUGUGGAUUGGAUGUCCAAGAUAUGGCCAAUGAGGACUGUGGGACCAACUAUUCCAUCUAUGUUCUUAGACAAGCGGCUUGAAGAUGACAAAGACUAUGGUUUCAGCAUCUUCAAACCAAACACCGAUGCUUGCCUGAAAUGGCUAAAUGAUCGUCCAAAAGGGUCGGUUGUUUAUGUUUCUUUCGGGAGUUUGGCCGCUCUUGAAGCUGAGCAAAUGCAAGAACUAGCUUGGGGUUUGAGGAUGAGCAACAGCUAUUUCUUGUGGGUGGUCAGGGCCUCAGAAGAGGCAAAGCUCCCCAAAAACUUUGUGGAGGAGACGUCGGAGAAGGGAUUUGUGGUUCACUGGUGUCCUCAGUUAGAGGUCUUAGAACACGAGGCAGUGGGAUGCUUUGUGACACACUGUGGGUGGAACUCUACGUUGGAGGCCCUGAGCUUAGGUGUUCCAAUGGUGGCAAUGCCACAAUGGACAGACCAAAGCACGAAUGCAAAGUUUAUUAUGGAUUUUUGGAAGAUGGGACUUAAAGCUCCGGUUGAUGAGAAAGGUUUAGUUAGGCGAGAAGCAGCAGAGCAUUGCAUAAGGGAAAUAAUGGAGGGGGAGAGAGGGAAAGAGAUAAAGAAAAAUGCCUUCAAAUGGAGGAAAUUAGCAAAAGAGGCUGUUGACAUAGGUGGAAGUUCUGACAAAAACAUUGAAGAAUUUGUAGCUAUAUUGGUUCGGUCCUAAGUUGCGGUCUGUUCGGACCAGUCUAAACAGGAAUGUAAUGUUUUUGUUGAUUACAUAAUUGCUCAAAACCUGUCUUUAGCUGUUGUCGUGUUCAAAUUAUAUAUUCCACUUUGAUGCACGCCUGUUUGUUGGUUGACAAGCUUCCAUCAGCUGAUAUUUGGACAAAUUAAAGAAGAAAAUUGCAUCGAGCUUUUAGUUUGUCCUUUGGAGACUGAAAGUAGACCUGUAUAUUCAUUGGUCUUAAGAAAUAUCCUGAAUACAGAGGCCUAUUUAAAGAACAAAUGAGCGCUGCACCAGGUUGGGCACACCAACAAGCAGGUGGUGUGCUUUAGUGCUUCUAGACCCAGCUAGGGAUCGUUACAACAGAAAAGACUCCUUUAUACAAUUCACAAAAAAGGUGAAAACAGAAUUACAGAGAAGCUACUCUAGAGCCUUGCGUGGAGCUGACUUGGAGGCAGUAGCAAUCAUCCUAAAAGUGGCUCCCCGAAGUCCCAUCACUGUGAGUGAGUGAGUGAGUCACAAAAGGAAUCAAUGGUAAGUGGAUUUGGAGGUCCAUCCCAACCACUUUUGAUAGCAACGCAUCACUUUUGGCGUUAUGCAUCAAACAGGACCAUUAUUUUUGUGAUUCCAUUAUGUACAUCUCCUUUCUCAAUGUGGAAUCGCAUUCACUAUCCUUGUACAAGAAUGAGAGUGAUAAAAAUCACCUUUGAAUUUCUAUCUUGUACCUAUUCAUUUAUGGGUGGAUUGAAUUCCAACGUCCAGAAUCCACGACAUAAAUAAUUGCGUGCAGAAACAUUAGGCAACGUUUGGUUUGGUCCAGACCUGUAGAUUUCUCUUUCAAAAAAAUAAAAAUCCUUUGGAUGGA